UUUCCGGUGUCAGAAAAAUUCAAUGUGGUCCACAAUGCUUGGCUACAGGAAGAAGAAGGCUGGGGGCUUCUCAGUGCAACUUCCCCUACCGGAGAGACCGAUAGCGAAGGGAUAUGUUCUGACGUGCGGGCAGAAUAAUAUGGGACAGUUGGGUCUCGGAAAAGAUGUUCAGGAGAAAACUUGUCCGGCUGUUGUGGAUGGAUUGAAGAAUGUUGUAGACGUACGUGCUGGCGGAAUGCAUUCACUGUGUCUAACGACUGAAGGAGAAGUGUGGUCAUUUGGAUGCAAUGACAAGGGAGCCCUGGGGCGUGAUACAUCAGUAAAGGGUUCAGAAAUGGUUCCCGGACGAGUUAAAUUGCCGGAGAAGUGCUUAAAAAUCUCCGCCGGAGAUUCCCAUUCAGCGUGCCUUCUGGAAAGUGGACACGUAUACGCGUGGGGUUCAUUCAUGAUUUUCAACCGUAUUAUGGGUGUCUCACCCGAGGUACGCAUUAAGCAUGAACCCGUCGCACUUCUGCCUGAUGUGCUUGUCGCAGAUAUCGCAUCCGGAGCUGAUCAUUUGGCCAUCCUCAAAACUGAUGGGAAGAUUUUUACGGUGGGCUGUGGCGAGCAGGCACAACUCGGCAGAAUAACCCUCCCACCGUCAUCUGAGGAGUCACCACUCUGGAAGUACUUGAAGCCCAUAGUGAUAUAUCCCAAAGUUCGCUUCGUUGAGGCUAUCUGGGCGACAAAUUUUACCACUUUCUUCCGGGACCGUCGAACAAAGGAAAUUUAUGCUAUCGGGCUGAACAACUACAAUCAACUGGCUAUGCCCGAAAAGUUCAGCAAAAGAAUUUUGAUUUACAGGCCAGAGUGCACAGAAAUUAGAAAUGUAAAGGUCUUGAGUGGCGGAGAGAAUCAUACGCUGAUUGUUAAAGAAGAUAAUCAGUGUUAUGUGAUUGGGCGCAAGGAAAACGGAAGACUUGGGUUGGGUCAAGAGACGGACGAUGCAGUACAAUUGACACAAAUCACCGAGCUGGAUAAGUAUUCAAUUGCUGCUGUUAGCUGUGGCGAUUCUCAGAGCUUUGCCCUCACCACGGACGGAAAGGUCUUUUGCUGGGGCAUGGGGAGCAACCAUCAGCUUGGUUUGGGCUCAGACACGGACGUUUUUGUGCCUACCCAGCUCAUUGGGGAACAGGUGAUGGGUAAGAAAGUCCUACGGGUGGAUAGUGGAAGGCAGCACACCAUCUUCCUGGUUGAGGAUUCCACUGCCGAGGCGUCAGAAGACACCGCAAGUGUGCCAGUAAAGAAGCGUAAGACCACAGCUAAGGGCUCCAAGGCAUAAAAAGGAUAGCAGGAAGUAGGGAAGGUACAUCUUGAAUUCUCCUUUAUAAAUGAAAUUUUCCUUUUUGAGUUUUUUUUUGCUCAAAAAUUUUCUCUAUCAUUUAUUAUCUAUUUGAUUUUUCUUUCCUGAAUUAUUAAGUCCUUAUUUACCGAAAUGUGAAAUAAAAAAAAAAAACAUAGUUGAACUGAUUGAACUGCCUUUGGGCGAAAA
Molecule: messenger RNA, 1531 nt
Organism: Lutzomyia longipalpis
Lineage: Eukaryota; Metazoa; Arthropoda; Insecta; Diptera; Psychodidae
Product: regulator of chromosome condensation-like
Exons: 3
Coding region: 23-1321 (432 amino acids)
Cellular component (GO): cytoplasm
Molecular function (GO): guanyl-nucleotide exchange factor activity
Source: RefSeq, a predicted model, not a curated record